AUGAAGUUCGCUGCUGUUCUUGUGGCUGCGUCCGCCGUCGGUGUUUACUGCACCACGUCUAGCACUGCCAGCACCAGCCGAAGCUCGACCCCGGCACACACUUCUUCUUCUUCUACUGCGCGAGUUACCGGAAGAGCUACGACCCCGAGUGGUAGCACACGACCAACUUCUUCUGCAGCCGCGUCAACCACUGCCAAGAAGGCCGGUGCUGGACCGAAUGCCGUCGCCCCCGGGGCCGGCUUGGCCGCUCUCUUGGCCCUUGGCGCCUAUGUUGCCUGA
This is a messenger RNA of Metarhizium brunneum ARSEF 3297, 279 nucleotides long. RefSeq lists its product as uncharacterized. The record is from RefSeq and is a predicted model, not a curated record. Lineage: Eukaryota; Fungi; Ascomycota; Sordariomycetes; Hypocreales; Clavicipitaceae.